Messenger RNA from Myxozyma melibiosi, 1348 nucleotides. RefSeq lists its product as uncharacterized. Bases 186 to 1058 code for a protein of 290 amino acids. The record is from RefSeq and is a predicted model, not a curated record. The transcript is spliced from 2 exons. NCBI's taxonomy places the organism in Eukaryota, Fungi, Ascomycota, Lipomycetes, Lipomycetales, Lipomycetaceae.
UUAGGAGUCCACGACCACGCUCGAACUGUUCGCCUGAUUUUGUCGGCGUCGGUCGGCGAUCGUGCAAGUUGACUGAAUCUGAGGAAAUCUGGAAAAAACUCGGGAUAGAGAGGGUUAUAUGGUUGUGCAGAGUCGGCUCGUAUGCUUCACCGAGGAUUUAUCUCUCUCGACGAGCUCAAAAGUGAAUGUCUAAACAAGCAAAGAUGAGCGCAAAGAGCGCAAAGUCCUCGAAAAAGAAAAAUGCCGCUGCUGCCGGGGAGAAAAUACCAUCGAACGAAGUCGGCGGGGUGUAUUUCUGUCUGGCGCCCUCCUGGGUCGCUGAAAACCCCGACGACCCACCAGAGUAUUUCUCCCACGACGCCGACGUGGUCGAGUUCAUGCGGUUCAACAGCUUGCCUGAGUUCCCCACACGAUCGCUUCCCGAGCGCAGGGAUCAGCUGAUGGGACGGUACCCUGUCAUGCUCCCGCGUCUGCACCGCAGCGACGAGGAGUCCAUCGUCGCGUACCUGCGCGAACUGCGCCUCGCCUUUGGGGAACACACGGAUCUCGACACCAUCGGCCGCGAUCUCUACGAGCUCUUACCGCCCGCGGUUCUUUCCGGCGUGCUUGACCGUGAGCGGCAGCUCAUGUUCACCGCGCCCGCGCCGCUCUCGUGGGAGAAAUUCUGCCUGCUGCUGCUCACCACUAGACUUUUCCGCACGCGCUUCAAAGUCGACAACGCGGCCGGCUACGCGGCGAUGUCGAACGUCUCGCAGAUCAAUCUUGUCUCGCAACACUUCCUUGAAUCGAACAAGCUCGAAUUUGAGCGCCGUCCCACGCGCGUGCUGAUCACCGGCGUCGGCGUGUCGCUGGAGGUGACCGAGAUCGUGUACUUGCCGAUCUCGUUUGUGGAUACUUAUGAUGCGGUCAUGAUCGAGGCGUUCGUGCUGCCGACGACGAGGGUUACGUAUCCGCAUUUGGUGCUUGGGUGGAAUUUUAUAACGAAUCAUGUGAAGCAUUUGCCGUGGAAGGAGGAUUUCAAAAAGUGGAUGCCGGAGUUUGCAAGUUUAUUUCAGUAGCGCAGAGUUUGAUGUGAGCUUACUGAACGUUUCAGCCAGCGAGUAGUGCUGAUGACUCGCAUGGCUAAUUUGCAGGAUCAAGAAGUUGAGUAGAUGCCAGAUUGACGAGAAGAUACAUGCGAUACACCCCAACAUGGACAGAGCCACUGAAGUACGCGCUCUUCAACAACUAUCUUCAUCAGACACCAGUACUACGGGGCACAUACUACAGACAAUCGUCAUUGUACAUCAAGCCUCACUACGGCGAGUAACAAUGACACAUCAACACGCUAUCAAGGAGAAUGUAUAGG